AUGAUGAACUGCCACAAAGAACCCGAGUUCCAAAUCCACGAUAUCCCCAGUCUUCGAGGCUACAUCGCCAUCGUGACCGGCGGCAACUCUGGUAUUGGCUAUGAAACAACACUUCAACUCGCCCUCAAGGGCGCUAGAGUCUACAUCGCCAGCCGCUCAAGCGAACGCGUCAACAAGGCUAUCUCCGAGAUGCGACAAAACAGUCCCGACUUGGACCUUCACUUCCUCAAGCUAGACCUCCAAGACCUUCAGAGCAUCAAAAACACCGCUGCUGAUUUCAUGAGUCGCGAGAAUCGCCUUGACUUGCUGAUCAACAACGCUGGCGUAGGUGCAGCCCAAAACAUUUCGAUGUAA
Molecule: messenger RNA, 354 nt
Organism: Fusarium musae
Lineage: Eukaryota; Fungi; Ascomycota; Sordariomycetes; Hypocreales; Nectriaceae
Exons: 2
Coding region: 1-354 (117 amino acids)
Source: RefSeq, a predicted model, not a curated record